GUCCAAGCUCAAUUUAAAACAAGCUAUUGAUUAUGUUGAUCAAUCUUGGUCUGGUGUAACAACUACAACAAUAAAAAACUGUUGGGGCAAGACAUGGUGGCCAAAAUUCACAAAUGAAUUCAAUGCAUUGGUCCAUCAUGUUGAAGAAUACAUUAUUGCAAUUGAUGAACCACUUGUAACUGAAGAUACUCUUAGUGAUAUAGAAAUUGUUGAAAUGGUUUUAGAAGAUGCACAAAUUGAAGCUGGUGCUAAUGUAGAUUCUGAUGAAGACAAUGAAGAACCACCACCACCAAUGGUUACAAUUAAAGAAGCUUAUGAAUCUUAA
Entrophospora sp. SA101 is the source of this 325-nucleotide messenger RNA. The record is from the annotation of a GenBank genome assembly. Lineage: Eukaryota; Fungi; Glomeromycota; Glomeromycetes; Entrophosporales; Entrophosporaceae.